AUGGACGUCGCCAUGUUAGGUCAUUCGGAAUCUCCAUCUACAUCUCAAUCGCAAUCUCCAUCUACAUCUCAAUCGCAAUCUCCCUCUAUAUCUACGUCUACAUCGCAAUCUAUAUCUACAUCUCAAUCGCAAUCUAUAUCUACAUCUCAAUCGCAAUCUAUAUCUACAUCUCAAUCGCAAUCUACAUCUCAAUCUACAUCUCAGUCUACAUCUACAUCUACAUCUACAUUUACAUCUACAUCAUCUCAAUCUCAAUCUCCAUCUCCAUCUCCAUCUCCAUCUACAUCGCAAUCGCAAUCUCAAUCUCCAUCUCCAUCGCCAUCUACAUCGCAAUCUCAACUUUGA
Molecule: messenger RNA, 345 nt
Organism: Haliotis rufescens (red abalone)
Lineage: Eukaryota; Metazoa; Mollusca; Gastropoda; Lepetellida; Haliotidae
Product: putative protein TPRXL
Exons: 4
Coding region: 1-345 (114 amino acids)
Source: RefSeq, a predicted model, not a curated record